Trametes versicolor FP-101664 SS1 is the source of this 2657-nucleotide messenger RNA. RefSeq lists its product as uncharacterized. Lineage: Eukaryota; Fungi; Basidiomycota; Agaricomycetes; Polyporales; Polyporaceae. The record is from RefSeq and is a predicted model, not a curated record. Gene Ontology annotation, cellular component: cytoplasm; cytosol. Gene Ontology annotation, biological process: Mo-molybdopterin cofactor biosynthetic process; molybdenum incorporation into molybdenum-molybdopterin complex. The coding region runs from base 38 to 2059 and encodes 673 amino acids. Gene Ontology annotation, molecular function: molybdopterin molybdotransferase activity. The transcript has 12 exons.
CGCGAAGUUGAACUCAGUGACUCCCUCCACUACCACCAUGUCCGGAGCGCGAGUAGCGAUACUAACAGUGAGCGAUACCGCCUCGGCGGAUGCGUCUGCGGACCGCUCCGGACCUACCAUCCAGAGUGUGCUCACGCAGAACGGAUUCGUGUGCAGGCACCUCGUCAUCGUGCCCGACGACGAGAUCAGCAUCCGCACCGUUGUGCUCGGCUGGUGCGACUCGGGUGAUAUCGACUGGAUCGUGACCACCGGCGGUACUGGUUUCGGCGUGCGCGACAGGACUCCGGAGGCGAUCAAGCCGCUCCUCGAGCGCGAAGCCUCCGGGCUCGUGCAACUCAUGCUCGCCGCGUCUCUACAGGCAACGCCGCUCGCCGCGCUCUCGCGCCCCGUCGCGGGCACGAUCCGCCGCACGCUCGUCGUCACGCUCCCGGGGAGUGUCAAGGCCGUGCAGGAGAACCUCGCCGCGCUCCUCGGCGUCGUCCCGCACGCGCUUGAGCUCGUCCGGGGCGGCUCGGGGGGCGCCGUGCAUGCCGCGCUCGCCGCGGAGGGCGUGCGCAUGCCGCAGGCGUCGCCGGCACAGGGCCCGGUGGGGCUGCCAGAGGCGUCGGUCAGCGGCGCCAGCUCUGCCUCCGGUGGUGGAGGUGCGCACCAUCACCACCACCACCCACAUGGACAUGACCACCAGGUGCCACAGCCGAGGAGUGUGCUAUCUCAGGAUCCGGCGCUGCCCGCCCACACGCGCGCCCGAGAAUCGCCAUACCCGCUCGUCUCUGUCGCGGAAGCAUAUCUGACAAUCCUGCGAGAGGUCCGGCCGCUGUCAGUCUUGGAGGAAGCCGUGACGCCGAGGCUGCGAGGCCAUGUCAUCGCAGAGGACGUUGUCUCACCCAUCAACGUGCCCUCGACGUACAGCACAAACGUCGAUGGAUAUGCCUUACGUUCCACUGACCCCCCGGGGAUUUAUAGGGUGCUCGACCACCGCACGCACCCACUCGCUACACCGCUCCCCCCUGGCUACGUCUUCCGCAUCAACACCGGCGGACCACUCCCCGCGGGCACCGACGCCGUCAUUAUGGUCGAAGACACACGUCUGCACACCACACAGCGUACGCCCACAGGCGAGGAGUACGAGGAGGCGGAGAUCGAGACGCUCGCACAGGUGCCGCGCGGGGAGAACGUGCGCGAACCCGGGUCGGACGUGCGCCAGGGCGACCUCGUGCUCGAGCGCGGGACGGUCGUGAGCAGCGCUGGGGGCGAGAUCGGCACGCUUGCGUUUGUUGGGCGCGCGAAUGUGCAGGUGGUGCGGCGGCCGGUCGUGGCGUUGUUGAGCACGGGGAACGAGUUGCUGGACUUGCAGUCGCCGACGUCGCUCCCGAGCCAUGGGUGGGGCGGGAUCUGGGACACGAACCGGCCGUCUUUGCAGGCGGCCAUUGAGGGCCUGGGAUACGAGGUCGUUGACCUCGGGAUCGUCCCUGAUAGCCUGGAAGCGCACAUUGAUGUGUUACGCACUGGCAUCGAGUCCGCCGACAUCGUACUGACCACCGGGGGCACCUCGAUGGGCGUUGGGGACCUGCUCAAGCCCGUCAUCGAGCACCACCUCGGCGGGACGAUACACUUCGGGCGUGUAAGGGUAAAGCCUGGCAAACCGACGACGUUUGCAACUGUGCCGACCCCGGGCGGGCGGAACGAGCGCAUCCCGCUCUUCGCACUCCCGGGCAACCCGGCCAGCGCCCUCGUCAUGUUCCAUGUGUUCGUUGUCCCGGCGCUGAGGAAACUUGGGGGAUGGCCAGAGCCGAAGUGCAGGUUGCCUAGCGUGAGGGUUCAGAUUCAAGAAUCUAUGCGCCUUGAUCCGCGCCCAGAGUACCAUCGCGCGAUUAUCAAAGCCGAUCCAGUAGGAUUCAAGGCAUACAGCACAGGUGGCCAGCGGUCCAGCAGAGUUGGGAGUCUGAAAGGUGCGAACGGUUUGAUCGCACUACCGGGCAGAGGAGAGAGAGGGCCGAGCAAGCUCGAGAUCGGGGACUUUGUCGAGGCGAUCUUGAUAGGAGAGGUACUGAUGGAGUAGGGGAAAUGACGAGACAAAAGGAAAUUAGCAGUACACUACCAUGUUGUACAACAUACGAGGGAUUGGGUCGGAGGUCUCGAUGCUCAUUUCCUCAUCACAUUCAGUUCCAUAGCAUCGACUUCAGCUUGCAGUGCAGCCGCUUCAUCCUCGAGCUUCUGCCGUUGUCGGGACAGCAUCUGCAUCCGGCGAACAUCAAGCUUGUUCAUGCCGGUCGUGUUGGCCGCGGCUCUCGAUGUUGGGCGCCCCUGCGACGCUUCCGCCUUGGCUUGCAGCAUGUUCUCUCUCUUCAGCAGCACCUGCAGCCCUUUCUCGGCUCGCGAAAGGAGCUCGUUGAUUUGCGGCUCGAUUUCAUCCGUCAGGUCGGCCUUGUAACGACGUACGGUGCUCUCGUCAACGAGCAGGAAUACCCGCUCGCUAUCGAGAACGUGACUGAUACGCGGAAGGUCGUAUGUGCCCUGUCGUAUCAGUUCCUGUGCUGAAUGUGCCUCCUCGCAGCAAUCCUCCAUGGCGAGCACGCAUUCCUGGAGGUACGGACUGCAUGUUGCAUUCGUGUCGACCGUGCGGUACAGGUCGGGGUUCCCGGGAAAGAUGGAGUCCC